Molecule: messenger RNA, 1429 nt
Organism: Porites lobata
Lineage: Eukaryota; Metazoa; Cnidaria; Anthozoa; Scleractinia; Poritidae
Source: the annotation of a GenBank genome assembly
AUGGCUGAGCUCAGGGAAGAAACUACAGCAAAUUCAAAGUAUAUCAGAGAUCAAGGCUACAAUCUCGUGGAGAUGUGGGAGUGCCAGUGGCGCCGAAUGAAAAAAACUAACUCUGCAGUACAAUAUUUCACGAACAGAAAGUUUCACCGACCCCUUGACCACCUCCAGACCCUGGAUCAAAAUCAGAUUAUAAAAGCUAUCAGAGACGAGUCUCUCUUUGGUGUUGUCGAGUGUGACAUCACAGUACCUGACCAUCUGAAACCCAAGUUCUCCGAAAUGUGUCCAAUCUUCAAAAAUACGCAGAUUUGUAAAGAAGAUAUUGGUGAAUACAUGCAAACCUUUGCCGAGGAGCAACAUAUCAUGCCUCAACCUCGUAGAAGUCUAAUAGGUAGCUAUUUUGGAGAAAAGAUCUUGUUGGCCACACCGCUCAUUAAAUGGUACUUGGAGCACGGGUUAGAAGUCACAAGGAUUUACCAAGUGGUCGAGUACACACCCGUUCCUUGUUUCCAGCCCUUUGGAGAAGCUGUCUCCGAUGCCAGGCGUGCUGGGGAUGUGGACCCGAACAAAGCCAUCAUCGCAGAUACAAUGAAAUUAGUAAGUAUGAUUUCAUUUGUACAAGCAUUUUGCCACUUUUUUCCUUAUGCAAACCUUAUUAAUGUUCUGAUACAUUAUUUAUUAGGUCGGGAAUUCCAGUUACGGGAAGACGAUCACGGACCAAGAACGCCACAGAGAGGUUAAGUUCUGCGAAGAAACAAAGGCCUCACGGCUUAUCAACACACCCUUCUUCAGACAGAUUGACCGGAUCGAAGAUAACACUUAUGAAGUGCAGUCUUGCAAGAAAACAGUCAAGUUGAAUCUACCCAUGCAAAUCGGAUUUUUUGUUUAUCAGUAUGCGAAACUCAGAAUGCUUCAGUUCUAUUUUGAUUUUCUUGAGAAGUAUUUAGAUCGUAGUGAUUUUCAGUAUUGUGAAAUGGAUACAGACUCUGCCUAUAUCGCGAUCGCGGGUCCAUCAGUUGAUAGUUUAGUCAAACCUGAGUUAAGGGCAGAAUUUCAAAAGGAUAAGUUUAACUGGUUCCCCAGAACCGAUACACCAGAGAACAAAGCAUAUGAUAAGCGAACACCCGGUCUUUUCAAAGAAGAAUGGUCAGGGGAAGGAAUAAUCGGUCUCAGUAGUAAAACCUAUUAUUGCUUUGGUUCCUACGAUAAGUUUAGUUGCAAAGGAGUAAACAAAACAUGUAAUGAUAUCAAUAAAGAAAAAUAUCUUAAUGUUCUACUGACCAAACAAAGCAGUUCAGGACUUAACAAGGGUUUCCGUGUAGUUAAUAACAGUAUGUAUACAUACGAACAAGUUCGUGAUGGUUUUUCGUACUUUUACCCCAAAAGAAAAGUAUUGGACGAUGGGGGAACCACCAUUCCAUUAGACAUUUAA